This is a messenger RNA of Hipposideros armiger (great roundleaf bat), 1902 nucleotides long. RefSeq names its product serpin family A member 5 (gene SERPINA5). The transcript has 7 exons. The record is from RefSeq and is a predicted model, not a curated record. NCBI's taxonomy places the organism in Eukaryota, Metazoa, Chordata, Mammalia, Chiroptera, Hipposideridae. Gene Ontology annotation, molecular function: serine-type endopeptidase inhibitor activity. The coding region runs from base 125 to 1057 and encodes 310 amino acids.
GCUGUGGUCAGUGGCAAACGCUGGCUCCACUCCAGCCAGCCGUCUGCUCUUUCCAGAGCCCCACGGACAGCCGCUUCCACUGCGUGCACUCUGGGCCACGGGACAGAAACCAGGGGCAGCCACCAUGCAGCUCUGCCUCCUCUUGUGCCUGGUGCUCCUCAACCCGCAGGUCGUCAGCCUCCGCCGACACCACUCCCAGGCGACAAAGAAGAGAGUCAGAGAGCUGCCCGUCGUCACCACGGUGGCCCCUGGUCACAGGGACUUUACCUUCGACCUCUUCAGGGCCUUGAGUCUGGACUAUAUCACAGAAGAGUACCCCUUUGAACUAACAAGAUUGGAAUCCCAGAGACUAGAGGACUUCCGAGGGUUUUUUGCAGCAGCCAACAGCCCGCAACCACCUGUGAGGAUUUUUGGUGAAUUUCUCAUUUUUCGUCCAUGUUCACCUUUAGCUAAGUGGGAGACAAACUUCAACCUCAAAAGCACCAAAACACAGGACUUCCACGUGACCUCAGAGAUGGUGGUGCAGGUACCCAUGAUGACACGCGAGGAUCAGUAUUACUACCUCCUGGACAGAAACCUCUUCUGCAAGGUGGUGGGGGUUCCCUACCAAGGGAAUGCUACCGCUUUCUUCAUUCUUCCCAACAAGGGCAGGAUGGGGCAAGUGGAGGCUGGCCUGAACCAGGUGACACUGAGAAACUGGCUCAAGAUGCUCACAAAGAGGAAGCUCCUGCUUUACCUCCCCAAGUUCUCCAUUGAGGGCUCCUAUCAGCUGGAUAAAGUCCUCCCCAAGCUGGGGAUCAGAGACAUCUUCACCUCCAAUGCUGACCUGACCGGAUUCACUAACCACUCCAACAUCCAGGUGUCUGAGAUGGUGCACAAAGCCGUGGUGGAGGUGGAUGAGUCGGGGACCAAAGCAGCUGCAGCCACGAACACAGUCUUCGCGUUUAGAUCGGCCCGGGUGGGCUCUCAACUGGUAGUGUUCAACAGGCCGUUUCUGAUCGUCAUUGUGGAGAACACUGAGAACAUCCUGUUCCUUGGCAAACUGAUGCGCCCCUGAGGUGGGGAUUUCUCCCGAAAGGCCAUAGACCUCCAUACAUAGCAUAGUGGCCAUCUAUCUGCUGAGAGCUAGUGAUCUGCACAGGUUUAGUUGACUAAUGAGACUUUCACAAAUAAUAAUAGCAAUAGUGUUAUACUGAUGAUUACUUCUUUUCACACGAUUGCAAAACACAGGUGCCUUGAAGAACCUUGGAGGACAUUCAGUCUUGCCUCACCUUUCAUCAGUGGAGAUUAGCACCGAGGCCCACAGAGUUUGGUUGACUUGCUCAAGGUCACACAGCAUGUUAGUGGCAGAGCGUAGCCCAGGAUCUAGGCCCCUGAUUCCCAGCCCAGCCCCACAAAGCUCUACAGGAAGGCUGUUCCAUAGACAUUUCCACCAGGAACCGUACUUCUAAGCCUAGUCCCCCACUUGUCAGCAAUACCAGCUAUCAAUUCAUCAUGGUUUGGAAUGAACACUGGAAUGGGAGUCUGGAAUGGGGCUUCUGUCGCAGCUAAUAAGCUGUGUGACAUUGGGGUGAUACUGUCCUUCUCUGGACUGCCUCAUGUGUACAUUAAAGGAUCAGGUCAAGGACUUGAAGGAUCCUUGAAAUCAUAUAAAAAGGCUGAGGUGUUACCUGCCAAUCACAGUUGAUUUUAAUACAUUCAAGUGCCACUCAUCCUUUAAGAAAAGCAAGUGGACAGCAGGAUGGUAAUGGCCCAUCACAAGAUUGUACCAUCCUGUGGAUGAAGUCAGUCUCAUGGGCUUGGCUGGGAAAAGAAUGGAGGCCUGUAGAGUAUCAGCAUAAGACACUGAUGACUAGCUGUGAAUUUUAGUGUCGGCCAUAACAAUAAAGCAUUUUGCAAACA